AUGAAAUAUAAUACAUCUUUGUUCGUUGCACUUAUAAUAGGCUUAUGCCAAGCAGUAAGUGCCCUUAUAAGAAAUUCGAAUACUCCUCAGGCCUUUUUAAUACCUGAAUUGAAUAAUAAUGAAAAUACUGAAUUUAAUAAUAAUGAAGAAAAUUGUGAUAUACAAAAAAUAGCGGAAGAAAUGAUGGAGAAUUUAUUGAAUGAAAAAGAUAUGUAUACUAAUAUAAUGGUAGCAUUACAAAAUAGAUUAAGUGAUGAUUAUUUAUGCUCAGAACCAAAAUAUGAGAAUAUAUGUAUACAUGAAAAAGAUAAAAUAUCUUUAUCUUUUCCUUGUUCAAAUCCUAAAUAUGAAAAAUUAAUACAUAAAUUUACAUUUAAAAAAUUAUGUAAUUCUAAAGCAGCUUUUAAUAAUACAUUACUUAAAUCUUUUAUUGAGGAAGAUGAAGAACAAAAUACAUUUAGUCUUAUGCUAAAACAAUUUAAAACAUUAUUAACAUGUGUGGAUGAUGAAUUAAAAGGUAUAUAUAAAGAAUCUAUUGAUUUAUUAAUCGAUUUAAGAACAUCUAUUACUGAAUUAACACAAAAAUUAUGGUCAGAUAAAAUGGUUAAUGUUUUAAAAAAAAGAGAAUUCCUAAUAGCUGGUAUUUUGUGUGAAUUAAGAAAUGGUAAUAAAUCACCACUAAUUAGUAAAAGUUUAGAAUUUGAAAAUCUAGGAAUCUUAAAAAUUAAUAAUGAAGAAUUAUUAAAUGAAGCUUAUAACGCUUUUUCAGAUUAUUAUUAUUUUUUUCCAUAUUUUAUUCAAAGCUUAUUACAAAAAGGAGGAAUGAUUGAAAGGUUAAUUAAAAUCCAUGAAAAUUUGACUAAAUAUAGAACUAAAGAUAUGGUAAAUAAAAUUAAUGCACAAUCAAAGGGUGAAGUAUUAAAUAAUGAAGACAUACUUAAUAAACUAAAUAAUUAUAAGCAUUAUUCAAAACAUGGUAUAUCUUCAUUUAUCCAAUCGAAGGAAAUAAAAAUAGUAAACCAAAAUGUAAGCACUGACAACACAAAUAAGAGUCACCAACAAGAUAAUAAUAGUAAAAAUAAUAAUCAACAGGUAAAUAAUAAUAAUAAUAAUAAUGAUAAACAAGUAAAUAAUAAUAAUAAUGAUCAACAGGUUAAUAAUAAUAAUAAUAAUAAUAAUCAACAAGUAAAUAAUAAUAAUAAUAAUAAUCAACAAGUAAAUAAUAAUAAUAAUAAUAACCAACAGGUAAAUAAUAAUAAUAAUAAUAACCAACAGGUAAAUAAUAACAAUCAAAAGACAAAUAAAAACGAUAUACAUGCACAAAAUAACAACCACACAACUGCAGAACACAAAAAUAAUAUUUUAUUCAAUCCUUUAUACUCCAUCAAUCCAGAAAAACCAAAAGAUAUUGUUAGAUUAUUAAAAGAUUUGAUAAAAAAUUUACAUAUUGUUAAAUUUGAAAAUAAUGAACCUACCACAAAAAUAGAUGAAGAAGGAAUUAGAAAACUUUUAGAAAAUACUUUUUUCGAUUUAAAUGAUGAUAUUCUUAUAGUACGUUUAUUAUUAAAACCACAAACAGUAAUAUUAACAGUCAUACAAUCCUUUAUGCUAAUGACCCCUUCUCCAUCAAGAGACGCAAAAGCUUAUUGUAAAAAGGCAUUAAUUAAUGAUCAACUAGUACCAACCAAUGAUACUAAUAUUUUGUCAGAAGAAAAUGAAUUAGUCAAUAAUUUCUCUACCAAAUAUGUUUUGAUUUAUGAAAAAAUGAAAUUACAAGAAUUAAAAGAAAUGGAAGAAAGUAAACUAAAAAUGAAAUAUUCAAAAACAAAUUUGUCAGCUUUAGAAGUUAGAAAUCCACAAAAUAAUAAAGAUAAAAAUGAUCCAUCCAAUAAUAAUAAUAACACAAAUAAUAACACAAAUAAUAAUAAUAAUAAUAGUAGUAGUAGUAGUAGUACACCAUUAAUUGCUGUAGUUACUGAUUUAUCUGGUGAAAAAACAGAAGACAUAAUAAAUAAUAAUGUAGACAUAGCAACAUUAUCAGUUGGAAUACAAAAUACUUUUGAAGGACCAAAUGCAAAGGCUGCAAGUUUAAUUAAUCACAUUUCAUAUGCAACAAUACUUUUUUUCUCUUUUAUUUUAAUUAACUUGUUAAAUUAA
This is a messenger RNA of Plasmodium gaboni, 2157 nucleotides long. RefSeq names its product GPI-anchored micronemal antigen. The coding region runs from base 1 to 2157 and encodes 718 amino acids. The transcript has a single exon. The record is from RefSeq and is a predicted model, not a curated record. Lineage: Eukaryota; Apicomplexa; Aconoidasida; Haemosporida; Plasmodiidae.